Molecule: messenger RNA, 4206 nt
Organism: Colletotrichum costaricense
Lineage: Eukaryota; Fungi; Ascomycota; Sordariomycetes; Glomerellales; Glomerellaceae
Exons: 1
Coding region: 1-4206 (1401 amino acids)
Source: RefSeq, a predicted model, not a curated record
AUGGCGGGCGUUCUUUUUGUCCCCAUGAAAGUAGACGCCUUCAUACUGAAUGAGUCUAUCUGCACUAGCCAUGAGAGCAAUCAAGCAAAAAUUGCCCCAAUUACUCAGCCGAACUAUACAUUUCUUCGCUAUGACACCAAAUACUUGGCUGCGGACGUCCUACGCCACACAGACAUUCAUGCUUCUGGCGACCCUAAAACAAACCCACGUUUUACGAAUCUCGGUACUGGAGACCCGAUACAGGGCAGACAAGGCGUCUAUAUACACUGGAGCAUGCCAAGACCAUAUCGAUCUGGACGCCCGGCAUCUCCACAAGGUGCUGGCGGAACCCCUUCAAGUCCUUCAGUCCCUCCUACGAAAGAGCCAGCACCGACGCCAUUUUCACCCGUGCCUACGCGGUGGAUCGUUAUUCGUCACUGCGAGCUGGCGGAGAAAAACGACUCCGUACCUCCGUUGGCUGCUUGGGUUGUGGAGAGUGAUCAUUGCCAAAUGAUCGACCAGCUCGACGACAGUACGGAUCUUCAGACUGAUGUAUCGCCCUUUAUUGCUGCAGCAACACAAACCACUGGUGUCGGAAAAGAAGUUGUCGACACAGUAGACAUCGACAAGCAAGCCGAAGUCUUCAUCGGAUCCAAAUCGAAUGCCGAGACGUGGACGAGCACGGAAUCGAACAAACGCAGCCGCAUCAAUAUUGACCUAACGAAAAGCUCAAACCAACUUUUCCCAGACUUCCAACCGCACAACACAAAUGUCUUCAGCAUGAUCGACGAUCUUCGUAUUGGAGAUGAGCUGCAGCGCAUCCACAAAGCUAAGUUGAGCUACUUUGUUCUGGGUUUCCACCGCGACAGUAAACAAGAUCCACUCGCCAGUCCUGGGGCAUACGGCACUCGUGAUGCCCUAUUGAAAGCUCUGAACAUGGAAGUCAUGGGAGCCGAGUCUAAUAGCAGUCUUCGGAAGUGGCUGGACUUGCCCGAUGCAGCCAAUACUAUAUGCCAUGGUGCCAAGUACGAUGUGGAGUGGGAUGUCUCGUCUCGACCCAAAGUCGUUGCCGAUGAAUUAUGUGCGAAGUUAAUGAAGGAUAAGUCAGUUUCCAUUGGUGUUACGCCUCUGGACAGCAUUAUGGCGCAUGUUCACGACCAAGCAGCCAACGGCCCUCCCGAAUUCGAGCAAGUUUAUAAAGAUAUCUUGCAGAUGGAGAAGCUCCUCAUUGCCCAAGACGAAGACGUGGAAGCACAAUUACGAGCCUCUACUCUCAUCGAGGAUGCGAAAUUCAAGCGUCAAGAAGGCGGCAAGCGCUUUGUAUUUGCCAAUACCAAAGAUGAGAACCAGCCUACAGGUAUCAGCAAGCCUGAAGACCAGCCUGCACAGAGGCUUCCCGAGAAAGACGAACUGCUGGAUCUGCUCGCACUAAACCGCGAUUGUAUCGUGAACGAUACAGCCCUGCGAUUGAAGCAGUCUCGCCAGUGGGACAUGUUCUCACUGUGGUGGCUCUUCCUUCGCGAUCGCGACAGUCUAGUGCUGGAGAGGCAGCCGAAACAUGAGAGAGAAACUCUUCGUUCCAGUAUCGAGGCUCUGGGCAAGGCGAGUGAAGAUCUCAAGGCCAGUAUACCCAUUCAUGGCAAAGACAGCCAUCUGAUCAUGCCGCCGGUCAUUGGUCAGCUGUCUGAUACUCAAAAAACCCGAGCAAAAUUGGUCCAUACUUUGCAAGGCGGUGUCGCGAAGCCCUUUUUUCAACCCUGCGAUCCGACGCUCAUGGUGUCGUGCAUUCCAUCGAGUUGGCCCAAAGACUUCCUCGAUCAUCUCAAAGUCCGUCUGAACACUCAAUGCCCGUUCGAUGGCAAGAUGAAAUCUUUAGAUGCACCAUGGGAGACAUUCUUCGACGACGUACUUGAGAAAUGCUGUCCUUCAGGCCUGGCUCUAGAUGCUAAGCGAUUGGUCGAAGAGUUCGCCUCCUUACAGAAAGAUCGAGGAUCGUUGGACUGUCCUAAAGACACGUUCUUGCCUUUGUAUCAUGAUCGCGAAGUCAAGUCAAACGGCGAAGCAGAUGAGACGCGUUGGCGAGACAGAUGGAACUCAGAGCAGCCAUUCUUCCCUCUGUACCUGGAGUGGGAUAUUGAGUACUUUCAUGUUCCUUACAGGUUCUGGCAUUUUAACGAUACCACCAAAGACGGCUUGAAGCCAUCUCAGGCCCGAUACUCGUUGGACGCCAAGGCAUACCUAGAAUACAGGGCAAGCCGGAAGAAGGAUGAUCGACGAACGCUGUCAGGGAGGUCUCUUAUACUACCCCAACCGACCUUUUCCCUGGAGUCCAAAGUUCGCAGCCUUUUCUCCCAACUCUCCGACACCGCGCUGAAUGAGAUCUUGCCAGAGAAGGAUCGGGAACUUUUACUGAAUUCUGUGCGUCAGUUACCCUACUUGUCAGCUCCUUUGACUGGCUUGACCGACCAUCUCCUCACUCGUUUGCAUGGAACGCAUGUUAAACCCAACAAUCGACCAGCAAACGCUUUGUCGACCGAAUCAGUCCCCAUUGCCGCUGCUGUUCCUAAUGAUCCUCAACAGAUAGCAAACUUUGAGGCAUGGGACCUGAAGCUUAUUGGAGGCGAAUCGGACCUUACUCCUUAUGGAUCCAGUGUCGAACUCAGUGGCAGUUCGUUUGCUGCUUUCAAGCCGGUAACCCACGGUCAAUUCUUCAUCAAAAAGCUCAAUAUUAUCGAUAAGUUCGGCCAAGUCAUUCAUGCUGUUGAUCCAAGCGUCUCGGCUUCCAAGAAAUGGACAGUGCCGUCAUGCGGUGAGUACUACACGGCCGAUUCAAUCUUUGGUGGAAACAAAAGUCCUGGUUCCGGAGACGACACCAUGGUUCCCAGCGAAGCCUGGGUUCAGAUCCCACCGCAAAUCAACCAGUUCUCACGCCUGAACUCGGCGUUCGUCACGCUGACAGAUCCCGGGGAAGGUCGUGACCUGUAUUGGAGACCAACCAACGAAUGGGAGAACCCGGUUUGGGGAUGGGUCGUGAUCAACUACGCCAAUUAUGGACUCCAGUUCUUCACCGGUGAUGGUAAAUUCUACCGUGACGUGCGUGUAGGCGGGCCAGAGGGCUCACUUGCUUCGCCAGAAUGGCUCCCCUUCGAACCGCCCAAAGUCGAUCCGGCCAAGGAUAAGCAUGUUCAGUAUACCCAACUCCAGCGCCUUGUAUCCGAGAUGAUGAAGUCUGCGGAUUAUCUCCGAGCUUUCAUUCGCAUGCUCGACGACUCUAUGGCGACGCUCUUGCCGGCGCCGUCAGGCUACUCGGAGCAAUGGGGCACUGUCACCGGACGCCCGUUGGCCUUGGUCAAUACGGGAUGGUCCUUGGAAUUGGCAGUACAGCCAUAUGUCAAGCAAAACCUUCGUGGAGACUUGGCCAAGGAACCUCUGAUCCUGGCCGACGCUGACUCUUUGAGUCGCGACCAGGCCAAUCUUGACGGCUAUUACGACUUCCCUGUCAAAUUUGGAUCAAGGGAGAAAGCUCACGAUGGACUGGUCGGUUAUUUCGCCGCCAAGGAGAAGGAGGAUGAUGGACUCCGAUUAGAGGAUGGAUUGCUUCUGGACCAAAUCUACACCUACUAUGGACAUAACGAUCAGCAGGACAAGCCGGGAGAGGCGGGACUGCAAGCCUCCGAAAAGCAGCCGUUGCGGCGUCUGGGAAGCAAGAAGCAACGAUUACUCCCGUUCUACUUCAACCCUACGACUCGAGAGGCGACAGACUUUGACAUACUUCGAUGUCGAGAGCAGACGAUCUUUGGGGCAAUCAUGGAUCCAUUUGCAAGCAUACACGCUUACACCAGCAUCCUUCCCGUCCAAGAACUUCGUCUACCAACAUGGAUCAUCAACGAAGCCUUUUCCGACAUGUCCGUAUUCUUCAGUCUUGGACCAAUCUUGCUCCCCAAGAGCAUCCCAGAUUUCGACGACAAGCAGCAGCAGCCCGUCGGCACGGACCCGUUGCCCAGUGCCGGCCAGCAGCUGAGCCUAGGCGUGCCAAUCCCUGCAUCUACGCUGGGAACUUGGAACUGGUUGCAGCCGUACUUCACCUCUGAUACGCCCGCUACGGCUACUGAUGCGGCAAUCAAGUACACGCGGAUGAAAGUGGACAAGGUGGAUGAGCGCAUGCGAUUCGAGAAGUCGCCAUACACGGCCGCUGAGGGGUUCUUGCAGCUGACGAGACAGCGGUGA